AUGUUUGCAGGUGCUGAAGGUGCCGUAGGUGCUCAUAGUGAAAUGCGAUCACUGUUUCAAUAUGAACUCGGUAUUGAUGUCAAAAUGAACAAUCGACUAUAUGGUAGAUAUGGCCAAAUAUAUUAUAAUGCAGAAUGGAUAAGAAAGAAUAAAUCAUCGAUUAUAUUAAUUGUAAUAAAUACAGAAACAGCUGAACAUCAAGUUUCAUUCUAUCUUGAACUUAGGUCUCAUAAACAUAUUGUUCAUACAUAUGGUUUAGUAAAAAAUGAUCGUCGAUCGACAAUAUUAAUACAAGAACGUGCUCCACAUGGUAAUCUUCUAAAAUUGUUACAAACUCAACAAUUUAAACCAUCUGCAAAGAUGCUUAAAAUAAUUUUCUUACAAAUUAUUGAUGCUACGAUUUAUAUUAUUGACCAAGACAUUAUACAUGGUGAUUUACGUUGUGCUAAUGUUCUUGUCUUUGAGAUGAGUCCAUUUGAGACAAAAAGAAAUCUAGUUAAACUAACAAAUUUUUCUUUAACUUGUACAAAUGAUCCAUCGUUUAAAAAUGAUAGACAAACAUCAAUUUCAAUUCGAUAUGAUGCACCAGAAAUUGUUAAAAGUAAAGGGCAAUCAGACUAUUCUGAAUUUUCGGAUGUAUAUUCGAUG
This is a messenger RNA of Rotaria sp. Silwood1, 648 nucleotides long. The record is from the annotation of a GenBank genome assembly. NCBI's taxonomy places the organism in Eukaryota, Metazoa, Rotifera, Eurotatoria, Philodinida, Philodinidae.